Messenger RNA from Lactuca saligna, 471 nucleotides. The record is from the annotation of a GenBank genome assembly. Lineage: Eukaryota; Viridiplantae; Streptophyta; Magnoliopsida; Asterales; Asteraceae.
AUGAGCAUCUCAUCUGCGAAUGUACAAGCACCUAAAGACAGCUGUGCUUUAGGUGCUUGUACAUUCGCAGGUCAGAAUGCUUUGUUUCCUCGAAUUUUUGAACAUGAAGCUGGAGGGGUCGUGGAGAGUGUUGGGGAAGGAGUGACUGAGCUUCAGCCCGGAGAUCAUGUCCUCCCCGUUUUCACCGGAGAAUGCAAAGAGUGCGUCCACUGUAAAUCCAAAGAGAGCAACAUGUGCGACCUUUUGAGAAUCAACACCGAUAGAGGAGUCAUGAUUAACGAUCAAAAAUCUCGAUUUUCCAUCAACAGAAAACCCCUUUCCCAUUUCAUAGGAACUUCACCAUUCAGUGAAUACACCGUCGUUCAUGUUGGCUGUCUCGCCAAAAUCAACCCUCUUGCUCCUCUUGACAAAGUCUGCAUCCUCAGUUGUGGGAUCUCCACAGGUAUAAAAAGAAAUCAUAGUAUCCUCUGA